This is a messenger RNA of Phycodurus eques (leafy seadragon), 2615 nucleotides long. Its product is annotated as guanine nucleotide-binding protein G(i) subunit alpha-1. Gene Ontology annotation, molecular function: GTPase activity; G-protein beta/gamma-subunit complex binding; GTP binding. The record is from RefSeq and is a predicted model, not a curated record. Gene Ontology annotation, cellular component: heterotrimeric G-protein complex. Bases 382 to 1446 code for a protein of 354 amino acids. The transcript is spliced from 8 exons. Gene Ontology annotation, biological process: adenylate cyclase-modulating G protein-coupled receptor signaling pathway. NCBI's taxonomy places the organism in Eukaryota, Metazoa, Chordata, Actinopteri, Syngnathiformes, Syngnathidae.
CCCGGAAAGGAAGAAUUUCUUCAGAAUAUGAGGCAGACUUCGAUUCUAUAUUCCCUUUUAGAGGGAUAACACAUUUAUUAAAAAUUCGGUUCGUCAAGUAAACAACACAAUUGAAAAAAACAAUUUUUUUAACGUGUAUUCGCUGCGAAGUCAGAGUGGUUGGAAGAGGAGGGCGGGCUUCAAUCCGCAACUGGAAACCCACUCCUCCUCCCCCUCCUCUUCCUCUUCCCCAUUUCUGGUGGAUGCUAGCUCGCUGGUCGCCGUUGUAUGUCGUAUUGCACUCCCAGUCAAAAGUUGUUUCGUCCGGUUUUACCCCAAAAAUAUUCUUUUCGGGGGAUAUCCGACUGCAGCACAAUUUAAAAAAAGAAAGAAGAAAGAAAGAUGGGAUGUACUCUGAGCACGGACGACAAGGCGGCGCAGGAGCGGAGCAAGAUGAUCGACAGGAACCUCCGGGACGACGGAGAGAAAGCUGCCCGGGAGGUGAAGCUGUUGCUGCUCGGUGCUGGCGAGUCUGGGAAGAGUACAAUUGUUAAACAGAUGAAGAUCAUCCACGAAGCAGGCUACUCAGAGGAGGAAUGUAAGCAGUACAAGGCGGUCGUCUACAGCAACACCAUCCAGUCCAUCAUUGCCAUCAUCAGAGCCAUGGGGCGCCUCAAGAUCGACUUUGCCGACACAGCCAGAGCGGAUGACGCGCGGCAGCUGUUCGUGUUGGCCGGCUCGGCCGAGGAGGGCUUCAUGACCGGCGAGCUGGCCGGGGUCAUCCAGCGGCUGUGGAAGGACGGAGGAGUGCAGGCGUGCUUCAGCCGCUCCCGAGAGUACCAGCUCAACGACUCGGCGGCGUACUAUCUGAAUGACCUGGACAGGAUAUCACAUGGGGCUUACGUGCCCACCCAGCAGGAUGUGCUGAGGACCCGAGUGAAGACCACCGGCAUCGUGGAGACCCACUUCACCUUCAAGGAUCUGCAUUUCAAAAUGUUCGAUGUCGGCGGCCAGAGGUCGGAGAGGAAGAAGUGGAUCCACUGCUUCGAGGGCGUCACCGCCAUCAUCUUCUGUGUGGCUCUCAGCGACUACGACCUCGUGCUGGCCGAGGACGAGGAGAUGAACCGAAUGCAUGAGAGCAUGAAGCUUUUUGACUCCAUCUGCAACAACAAGUGGUUCACGGACACCUCCAUCAUUCUCUUCCUCAACAAGAAGGACCUGUUUGAGGAGAAGAUCAAAAAGAGCCCCCUCACAAUCUGCUACCCAGAAUACACAGGCUCCAACACCUACGAGGAAGCGGCGGCCUACAUCCAGUGUCAGUUUGAGGACCUGAACAAGAGGAAGGACACCAAGGAGAUCUACACCCACUUCACCUGCGCCACCGACACCAAGAAUGUGCAGUUUGUGUUUGACGCCGUCACCGACGUCAUCAUCAAAAACAACCUGAAGGACUGUGGCCUUUUCUGAAGGUGAAUGUGUGGUUCUUGUUCUGCAUCACGAAGGAGGAGUAUUAGAGCCACACUGAAAAAAGUCACCGCACUGCGAGAUUCAAGUUUGUCAUCUUAAAGUUGUAUUCUUGCGCGAAUAAAAGGCCAUAUAUUUUCCAGAUUCAAAGUUGGAUAUUUUCAUUUAAAAAAAAAAAAAAAAAAAAAGGAUUUUGUCAAGUAUAUUUUCAAGAAUAAAGUCAUAUUUUAGAGAAAAUAAAAUGACAUCUCAAAAACAGGAGUUUUUAUCUCAGUACACGGUUCUUUUUCUUUGUUCUCAUUAUAUUAUUACUCUAACCUGGAAAACAUCGAACUUUUUCUCAAAAGUGUAUACCUAUCUUCAUAAGAAUCUUUAAUCUUGAAAAUACAACGUUAUUCUUGUAAUAUUUCCAUUUUAAUCUGAAAUCUAAAAAUAUAUAUAUAUAUUUUUUUUUUAAUUCAGACAUACAACUUUUUCCCUCCUAAAAAUGUAGUUUGUCCUUGUAAUAUGAUAUUAAAUUCCGAAUGUACGGCUUUAUGCUCAUAAGAUUCUGACUUUAAUCUUGAAAAUAUUCCUCUUUUUAUCUCGAAAGUAUAACUUUUUCUCAAAUAUUGGACUUUGUUGCAGUAAUAUUACAACUUUGAUAUAAAAAACACAAAUAUUUAAAAAAAAUAAAAAUAAAAUUGACUUUAAUUCACAAUACCUGUCUACGUAUAUUCUCUAAAGAUUACGACUUUCAACUUUGACACCCUCCAAUUAUGCGACAGUUUCUCAUUAUAUCCCAACUUUAAUCUAAAAAAAAUAUACGGACUGUACUUUUUUCAGUGUGUCCCUAGUACUCGUUUGGUACUGUCUAACUAACCGCGUGGUCAUGUUGUUACUGUGUUACUGUGUUCAGUACUGUUACUCAACGAGCGUCUGGCCUUCACAGACCCCCGCUGACAAAUGUCACUUUUAUCGUCUUAUUAACUUAUGUUCAUCUCUCAAAAGGUUUUAACGGCGGCGUGUAGACGAGAAACAUUUUGUGUAAAAUAUUUGUACAACUGUCUAUGGCAGGUUUUUUCCCCCCCACCUUUUUAAAAAUGUGCUCCUUUGACCUAUCAUGUUUUAUUUUUACUAUAUGAUCUUCUUUCCCCCCCCUCAUCUCUGAAUGAACACUUUGUUUACUUUCA